UCGCAAUUAAUGCAGUUGAUUGGUGCGCGCGCGCCGAACACGUUUGGUUGUUUGUGGGAUACGAUUAAGAAGCUUCACCAUUGGAAAGCUUUACAAUUUUCUCGCGUCGUAACAAAGAAUCAAGUGCAUUUUAAGUAAAUCGAUCCCUCGACAUGAAGCCAACGCUUGUGGCUGAUGAAAUGUUUCCCGAAGGAGCUGGACCUUACGUUGAGUUAGAGGAGGUUGGAGGUAGUAGGCUAUUAGUGGAUCUUACGGCUAGCGAGAAAGCUGUUCAUUCGGAAUUUUUCAAUGACUUUGACGAUCUUUACGAUGAUGAUGAUUUGGAGUAAAGCAGCAUUUCUAGGAAGUUUUAACUACACAGUGCUUUUGUACAGAUUGCAAUUAACUUAGCAUUAUCGAAGCAGAAAAUUCCUUGUUUUCAUAGAUCCAUGCAAAACAUGGGUACAGCAGAAUCAAUGGACAUCGUAUGUCAUCAGUUGCGUUCAAUAGAAAAUGGCGAUUUAUAUUUUACGAUUAUCAGCAAAAUAAUCUAUGGCUUUUCUUUUGUCGUAUGCUGCUCGCCGAUGCUGCAUGUAGCUCAUCAUUUCUUUUUCAGCGUAAUGCCAUCAUAGUCGAUACACAUUGUACCAUUACUUUUGAUACUUGGAAUAAAUAUAAAAAAAUCACACACAAAAUUGUGUUAUAGGUUGAUCAAAUGUUUAGCAACAAAAAAAAAAAAAAAACUUAUGUAACAGUUUCAAAGCUCUUUCUGUUGAACGCAGCUAUUUUAUAAAUGUAUCGUAUGUGUUUAUACUUGUUUGUAUAUAUAAUAGAUAUGAAAAAAUGUUUCGUUUCUUAAGUUUGCUGUAAAAAAUUACUGCAAACCCUUACAUAUAGUAUUGUUAUUCAAUACAUAUCCUUUCCUCUCAAAAGACUAACCACAAACUACAAACUUCAUACUGUAACAUUAUUACAAUUUAUUUGUAUUUUUAAUUCGAGUCAAAUGUGCGCCUGCAUCUAUCAUACGUCAUUUUACUGUUUACCACAGACAAUUGUUAUUAUAAACGUGCCAUAAGAAAAUGAGUACUGG
Mycetomoellerius zeteki is the source of this 1069-nucleotide messenger RNA. RefSeq names its product myeloma-overexpressed gene 2 protein homolog. Lineage: Eukaryota; Metazoa; Arthropoda; Insecta; Hymenoptera; Formicidae. The transcript is spliced from 3 exons. The coding region runs from base 153 to 329 and encodes 58 amino acids. The record is from RefSeq and is a predicted model, not a curated record.